AAUAUUAUCGUGUUAUACAUAGCAACAAAACGCAACGAAUUCCAAGAAUGCGCAUGGUUUUGAUGUUUUAUCUGUCAAAAGAUCCGUGGCAAAAUUGGACAAAGGUUUGGAAUCGCAAUUCGCUUUGUUUACGUAAAAUGUCCGCUAAUUCACCGCCAGGAAAGAGCGAUGGGGAAGAACCAGUCGAUAGUGUCGGGCCGACUGUCCCGCCAAAUCCUAUCGAUAGUCUAGGGUCGAGAAUUAGAGACCUGGACGUGGACUCCAUAAGGCGUUACUUGGCCCAAAAACUUGGACUAUACGAGGUUGCUGAACCAACUUCUCAGUUGGAAAAAGUCCUAGACGAGGUUAACUUGGACGGCAUAGUAAAUUGGAUAAAAAGUGAUAAAUGCAAGAAUGUUAUUACUUUGUCUGGAGCAGGUAUAUCAACAGCGGCUGGUAUCCCAGAUUUCCGCAGCCCCGAAACAGGCCUAUAUCACAAUCUCCAGAAGUACAACCUACCAGAGCCACAGGCCAUUUUUGAAAUAAACUUUUUCAGGCAAAAUCCAAAACCUUUCUUUGCUCUGGCAAAAGAGAUGUAUCCAGGAAACUUUAAACCCACAAAAUCACAUUAUUUCAUAAGACUUCUGCAUGAAAAAGGAUUAUUGCUCCGUCACUACACCCAAAAUAUCGAUACACUGGAGCGAAGAGCAGAUAUUCCUGAUGACAAGUUAGUUGAAGCUCAUGGCACAUUCUACACAUCACAUUGCCUGGAUUGUCGCAAAGAAUAUACCUUAGAUUACGUAAAAGAUCGAAUUUUUGCGGAUGAGAUCCCAAUAUGCACAGAAUGCCCAGGAGUUGUAAAACCAGACAUAGUUUUCUUCGGUGAGAGUCUGCCGGAGAGGUUCCAAAGGUGCCUUCAUGAAGACUUCGGUCAGUGUGAUAUGCUCAUUAUCAUGGGCUCGUCUCUCGAAGUCCAGCCAUUUGCAUCGCUUAUUGAUAUGGUGCCCGAGUGGUGUCCCCGCCUGUUGAUCAACCGUGAGAAAGCAGGGGUCCGUUCUCCGAUCCUACGGCUGUGGGGCAUGAGUGGGGGCUUACAGUUUGACGAGGACGCUACGAGGGAUGUGGCGCUGCUCGGCGACUGCGAUGAUGGAUGCCAGGACCUUGCUGACAGACUGGGAUGGGGGGACGAACUGCGCGCGUUGGUAGCUCGUGAACACGAACGCUUGGACUUAGAGGCAGCGGCCAACCCGAUAGCGCCAUCCCUCGUGCCCGGAAUUAGCAGUGUGUUGCCAGCAGAACCCAAGCUUUAAUACCGGCGCCGAGAGCUCACUUUACUUUGCACAGGUUCCUGACACUGUGAGGCAAUGAGUGCCUCGUCUCGGUUUAAGGCGCAGUGUGCCUCGUUGCCUUAAUGAGCCAUUUUUUGCCUUUAAUGAGAUAUUUUUGGACUCAUUGCCUCAAAGCACUCAUUAAAGCAUUGUGCCCCAUAGUCUCAAAAUGAUAUUGUGCAGUUGAUUAUUGUCAAGGUUUAAACACCCCGCAGACUGCAGACUAAGUCGGCCGAUAGUUGGGAAGGCUUCUAAUUUGUAUGAGGUAUCGGCCGAUAUCAAAUCGGUGGUGUGUGCACUUCCAUACAUGUUCAUAAAAAAUAUUUUCAGUCUGCGGGCUGUCUUACCUCAUCAAACCGAGAAAAGUUGUGAAAGAGUAAAAUCCUUAAACCUUUUCCAUGUUAAAAUACAUAGUGAUUAUUUUUGCUAUACAUCUAAAUCGUAACGGGUCUAAAUGGCUUCCAAAAUAUAAUAAUAUUCUAUACUCAGUAGGUUUAAACAAUAUGAAAAAUUUUAAUAUCCGAAAUCUUUGAUCAUUGAGGCUUUUUGUGCCUCAGCCAUUUGUGGCCUCAUUUAAUUGUUUGGUUUAUUUCGAGGUUGGGAACCUGCUCCAAUAUCAGUUCACGGUUCUAUGCGAUUUACAGUAAUAUCGUGUCUACGUAUGUGUUUUCGUAUACGAUGAUUCCACAAAAGAAUCAAUUUUUUACUGUUGUUUAGAGUUGUCACGCAGAAUAGACUUGAUUAUAAGAAGCUUGCCUUGUAAAAAAGUGAUUUCUUUGUCUGUAUUGGUUGGAGUUAUAGAUUUUACACAUGACCUAAAGACAGAUCUGUCGCAUUACAAAAUGAUUAUAAUUUCAUCAUGUAAUAUCAAAAUAAUUACGAAUUCUAAUAAUAAUUUAUACAACUAAUUUGAUUGAAAUACUGUUAUUUUUUUACAAGAACGAUUAUACAAUAUUUGACAGCAAUAUAAUGGAUUGAUUAACGUAAUGAAUUUCUGCAGUUUAAGGCCUUAAUAUACUAUAGUUUGUUUACAAAUUUAAUGGGUGCUUCUUUUUCAAUUUGAUGCUCUAUGUAAAAAAAUUAAGCAUCCAUUGACAUUGAUUUGUAAUGUGCUUGUGUGGACUAUUUGUUAUUAUGUACCUUAAUAAUCGUGCUUUGUUGCUGGCAUGCUAAAUAAUAUCGUUAAUACGGCCUGGAAACAAAUAAUAAAGAUUAUUGAUGAAAUCCACUAGCGCCGUCGUAUUUGCGCUCAACUUUUGUGGUCACUCGAUAGCGCCACUGGUGAGUGACAGGACCUUGCUCGGCAGUAGCGCCACCUACUGAUCGCAGAAACGCUAGCCCUUAUUUAAGAAAAUUAAUGUAAAAAAGGAGCCUUGAACAUUUAUUUCUAUUGAAACUUUUGGUCAUUACUUUUUUUUAUAAUAUUCCACAAUACAUGGUUGUUACCUUAUCAUACAAUACAUACAUAUUGAUAGAAAGAUCUAUGAUGAAGUAAGUUUUACAACCUGUACGAGCUAAAUGCGCACCUCGCUGAAUGCGAUGCUGUGCGUUGAUGUGACGUCACGGCGUCAGGUGCGCAGUUAACUCGACUGCGUGGUAUACUAAUUUCAUAAACAAAAGCCUUACGUGCGUAACCACAAAAUCGUACUGCAAUGAUAUGGUCAUUAUUAAGCUUUAUUAGAUACUUUGUAUGGGCUAUGGGAAAUCAUCCUUUUUGGUCCCGUUGUAAAAAAAUUGUUCAUUUAUAAGCAAUAUAGGUAAAAAAAUCGUUAGGAACUGUAUUAUGAAUGUAUUCCCCAAAAUGUUUUGAUAUAAUAAUAAAAUAUAGCAAUAAUACAGUAGGAAAUAUUUAUUUAUUUAUUAUGUACUUUACUUGGGAAUGUGAUUUUAUUUGGUUUAGAAUUGAAAACUACUUAAAAUAUAUGUAGUGAAUAGUGAUAAAUUUAGAAUUAUUAUAUUCGCUGUAAAGAUAUAAUUUAAAGGUUCUAGACGCAAUGUUACAUGAAUGAUGAGAGUCGAUUUCGCGAUCGCUUCACUGAGUACAAACACCAACAAUAUGGUCUUAAUUCUGAAGCGUAAUAAGGUCCAAAUUAGAUUGACUCUUACCAACGGGGCUCUUUAAAAAAUGACCCUUAAUAACCCUUGUUUACAUUAUGUCUACGGAUGGGGAAGUAGUAUCUUUACAAUGGAUUAAAUGUUUCGUUAUUAAUAAGUUGUUUAGAUUACAUUAGAACUGAAAUAAUUUGCUUCGUCGGACAAAUUUAUAGACAGCUAAGAUAUUAUAAACUUCUGCUUCUUAACCACCCGUCUGCUUGCAAGCAUUUUGAUA
This is a messenger RNA of Ostrinia furnacalis (Asian corn borer), 3636 nucleotides long. It is a transcript of the gene Sirt2, whose product is annotated as NAD-dependent protein deacylase sirtuin-2. The transcript is spliced from 7 exons. Gene Ontology annotation, cellular component: nucleus. The record is from RefSeq and is a predicted model, not a curated record. Gene Ontology annotation, molecular function: NAD+ binding; histone deacetylase activity, NAD-dependent. Lineage: Eukaryota; Metazoa; Arthropoda; Insecta; Lepidoptera; Crambidae. Bases 48 to 1289 code for a protein of 413 amino acids.